This is a messenger RNA of Adineta ricciae, 387 nucleotides long. The record is from the annotation of a GenBank genome assembly. Lineage: Eukaryota; Metazoa; Rotifera; Eurotatoria; Adinetida; Adinetidae.
AUGAUUUUACUAGCAUCUAUUUUUCUUCUUCUUUUCACCUCAUUUUCAUCCUCUGUGCCAAGUUGCAAUGUAUCUCUCUGGGCUGAUUUCAAAGAUAUGACAUGUUCAGGAACACCUAAUAGUACUUUCAUAGCUACGGUUUACAAUGGCAGUUGCACAGCGCUUCCCGAUGAUCCUACAUCCUCCACGUACCGAUUUGUGUACGAUGCUGCUACGAAAACUGUUGAAAACUUUCGAGUAUACAAUUUCAAAAACUGCUAUCCGGGAUUGGAUUUGUAUUUCGCGAAAACGCCUGCUCCAUUGAACGUGUGUGUUCCAGCUCUUAUAUAUCUUAGUCCGUCGAGCAGUUCGCAAAUAGGUGGUAUGGUAUUCAGUUGUACUGAAUAA